Molecule: messenger RNA, 706 nt
Organism: Lobosporangium transversale
Lineage: Eukaryota; Fungi; Mortierellomycota; Mortierellomycetes; Mortierellales; Mortierellaceae
Product: eukaryotic translation initiation factor 3 subunit J
Exons: 4
Coding region: 111-608 (165 amino acids)
Cellular component (GO): eukaryotic translation initiation factor 3 complex; cytoplasm
Molecular function (GO): translation initiation factor activity
Source: RefSeq, a predicted model, not a curated record
UCAACAGGAAGACUGGGAUGCCAGCAGUGAGUCUGAAUCUGAACCUGAGGUCAAGGCCCCUGUUGCAAAGCCCCCUAAACUAACCUUGGCUGAGAAGAUUGCUCAGCGCAAUGCCGAAGCCGAACCUUGUACCCGAGAAUGAAACCGAAGAGGAGAAAUUUGAGCGUCGCCAGCGUGAAAAGAAUGCUAUUAUUGAGUCGGAUAUUGCAAAUGCUGCUGAUCUCUUUAGCGGUGUUAAAGUCACCGAUGAAGUCGUCACUUCUGCUAGCAAGUUGGAAACUAUGAAGCCCAAGACCAAGGAACAGUUUGCUGAGUUUACCACAGAGUUGGUCGCCCUUAUCCAGAAGCAUGAAAAACAAGGACUCUAUGUUUCGUUCUUGGAGGGUCUUUUCCGCGAACUUUCCCAGGGUGUCCGCGAUGUGGAUGUUCGCAAGUUUGCCAGCACUUUGACAACCUUAGCUAACGAGAAGCAAAAAGCAGCUAAGGAAGCUCAAAAGACCAAGAAGAAGGGUAGCAAUAAGCCAUCGUUGGCAACUGCCAAAGUCGAUACUGUUAUCGAUACUAAGGAUUAUAGCAACGAUUAUGAUGAGUUUGACGAUUUCAUGUAAAAAAAAAGGCGCUUAAGGAUCGAAUAAAGAUGAGUGUGAGCAUUUAAAUUUACACAAAUAAAAUGUGUGAUAAAUCACAGAGCAUACAAAUCACGGGU